Molecule: messenger RNA, 5393 nt
Organism: Temnothorax curvispinosus
Lineage: Eukaryota; Metazoa; Arthropoda; Insecta; Hymenoptera; Formicidae
Gene: egl
Exons: 6
Coding region: 287-2782 (831 amino acids)
Biological process (GO): nucleobase-containing compound metabolic process
Molecular function (GO): 3'-5' exonuclease activity; nucleic acid binding
Source: RefSeq, a predicted model, not a curated record
AAAUAUUCUUCAGAUCUGCCUUUUCCUCCAUUAUGCUGGCUCUGAAAGUGUUUGCUUCAAUUGGAAAUCGCUCAACCCCAGUAGAAAUCAUUUCCAUCAAUCGCGGACGAAUCCAACGUAUACUUUUUGCAAAGGCAUGAAUACAAAAUGGUGAUAGAUUAGCGAUGUGCCUUCAUCUUCGGUAUUUCAAUUUUACUAUGACAGAAACGUCUUGACACAUUUUGAAGAAAAGAGCGUAUGUGAUAAAUUAUAAAUUUCUUGACGGUGCAGCCAUACAUACCGAAAGAUGGACAGCUCCGAAUACGAAAUGGUCAGAAACAUGACCCUUCUCUUCUUCUUCGAACGACUGAUGGACAAGGGCGGUCCGCGUACGUUGCACGACCUAAGUUGCCAGUUCGGGGCUAAAGGAUUCACGAAGGAGAUGCGUCAAAUAGCGGGAGGAUCGCAAAGUGGCCUUAAGAAAUUUCUGGCGCAGUAUCCGGCACUCUUCCUGAUCGACGGCGAGUACGUGUCCGUCAACACGUUUCAGCCGGUCGUGGAAGAGGAGAGCGGGAAUAAAUCUGGUAAACGCGACUACGCCCGCGAGGCCGUAGAAUACUUUACGAAUAAGCUAUUGCAAUACGGGGUGGGCACCGAAGUGCCUAUCAAGAGCCUCCUGGGUCAUCGGUCGCAAGCCUCGCCGGAAGUCAGGCAUAUAUCCGGUCAGCACUAUAAGGAAUUUCGUGAUUUUCUCUUGAGGUAUCCCGAUGCGUUCGUGAUCAGCGAGGAUAACGUGAUAUUGAAGCAAUACGAAGGCAUGAAGCCGGAGCCGUUUCAUGAACUGGAGCCAGAUAUUCCAAUAGAUCCGGACGUCACGGCGAAACUGUUGGACUUUUUCUGCGUGUGCAUCGAGCAGAAGGGCCCGAUUCUCAUAGAUCAGUUAUUCAGUAUGGUCGAUGAGCAGUUCACCCACGAGAGUUGGACGAGUAUAUUCAAGACGCCGCAAGAUCUGUCCACUUUUAUAAAAAUGUUCCCGGAUGCCUUCCACGUGCAAACCAAUCUGGUGACGUUGAUAGCCCGACCGAAAUCUUCCGUGAUGGAACCCGCGGCCGCGAAAACGAAGACCGCGAGCGGCAAUCAGCGCAAUCAGAGUAACAACGUGGCUCACACGAACAAUGUGGUGCCGAUCGUUCCACCGAGCAAGAUCCAACUCUCCCCGCCUUCGGAUCGAUUCGAAAACGUUUGUAACAACGCGACGUCACAAUCCAAUUCGCUGCAGAAUGCGUGCACAUUGCCCGCUGUUGAAAGCAAUAAUAAUUCACCGCCCGUGAGUUUGCAGCAGCAGUCUCUGAAGCAGAGAUUCAAUACAAUUGUUAUGAGGACUUUGGCGGAUAAUACGGAACGGGAUCGUAGUUUGCAAACCGCCCAGAUGGGCGACGCGUGGAAAUUGAAGGUGCUACAGCAGACCAGGGUGAUAGCGACUUCGCGGGAAAGCCUUCAAGUUGUAGAGGAUAUAAUAAAUCCUCGAAAGCCUCCCCCUGACGGCAAGGUGGUCGUCUCUUUCGAUUGCGAGGGCAUAAAUCUUGGCGUUAAAGGACAGCUGACUCUUGUACAAAUUGGUACGAUGAGCGGUCAAGCGUAUGUGUUCGAUUUGGUCACGUGCCCGAGUCUUAUUCAAGCUGGGGGUCUCCAAAAACUGCUGGAACAUCCUCAUGUUAUUAAGGUGAUUCACGAUUGUAGAAAUGACAGUGUCAAUCUGUAUAAUCAGUUUAAGAUUACGUUAACGAAUGUUUUUGAUACGCAGGCUGCGCACGCAGUGCUUCAGUUUCAAGAAACAGGGAAACCUGUGUACAAAGUUAAAAACGUUAAUCUGAACACUUUGUGCGAUCAUUAUGGUGCUCCGUGUAAUCCAUUGAAAGAACAAUUGAAAAAUAUUUAUCGUAAAGAUCAACGUUAUUGGUCUCGGCGACCCAUGACUCGCGACAUGCUAAUUUACGCGAGCAGCGAUGUUUUAAGCCUUGUACCUCAAGUUUAUAAUGCUAUGUCUAGACUUAUAAAGCCAGAAGUACAAGGUCUUUUUGCAGAGCUGUGCGAAGAACAGAUUCAAAUGCACAUAAGACCGUCGGAUGUAAAGGCACGUAAGAAGCAGCGAAAGGUCGAGACCGAAGUGGCGGAUCUGAAAAGGAGAAUGGAAGAAGCGACGAAUAAAAAUAUCGUAUUGAGUAAUCGCGAAAUUCGGCUUCUUCGCUACUUGGAUCUUACCGAAGACGAAAAGGAAAAGCUCAAAGGAAGUUACAAAGUUGCUAGAAAAUUGGAAAAGCUAGAGAAUAUGGGCCAGGAUAAGGCCGAUAGCAGCGAUGACGACGACGAGGAUAAAACGGAUGAUCAUGAGUAUCAGAGCUUGGAAAGCUACACAUCGGAAAAUUCUCAUUCUGGUGGCAUCUUAUCGCCACGGAACGCCGACACUCCAAGUUUAACUGAGUCGAUGCAAAUGAUGGACGAAAUACUCUCAGACGGUCGGAUGGACAAACUGGAGAAAAUUGAGAAACUGGAAGCCAUACUAUCAGCUGUUACUAGCUCCGCGACUGACCAGCUUUCCAUCAACAAUGCGGAUGUGUCGCCUAUCAAAUGCGUCUGCACGUGUCAAGACGAUAAGACCGAUAAUCCGCGGACGGAUCGCCAGGCCGCUGGAAUUAGUGUGGCUUGUCAAACGCUUAGCACAGGUGAUAUAGUGUUUACUAGAGUUUUUGUCAGCGAGGAGGAAAAAGAGAGAGUAAGAUUAUUGAAUUCGCCAAAAAAGUAGGUAUUACAGCUGCUGUGAAAGUAGUAGAAAAGUUGCCAUUUAUAGGUUUUUUUAUAAAACGGAACGAUUGCAUAAAAGAAUUUAAGUAGUUGAAAUUUAUCUAUUUUAUGUAAUAUAUAUAAAACAAGAUUCAUAGAGAGAGCAGAACUGGCGAAACUCGCAGAAUGUUUUCUGACGUGUCUGCUCCCUUAAAAAAGUGUCUUAAAUGGAUAGGCCUUGUUAUACAUGCCUUUCCAGAUCUGACGGUAUAAUGAUCAGAUUUUUGGAAAAAGGUUAUUAAUUUUUAAUAUGAGGAUAUUGUAUGUUUAUUAUGCAGCUUGAAGAUUAUCUUUCUUUUACGAAACGUUUAAGAAAGACCGAAUCGUUUCAGUGACAAAAAUAGUAGUAACAAGAUAUAAGCGCGAACAAGGUUUUAAUAGCCGCAGAUUUUGUGAUUUUUAACAUACUUUAACUUGCGGCUUUUUAUAUUUUUCUCGGGAUUAGACUGCUAAAAAUUGUUUUAAAAAUAUUGUCUCAAAAUAUGCAUACAUGUACAAAUAUCAACAGAAGAAUUAUACUGUUUAUAUAGGAGUAACGAUUGCUGACGCUUUUAAUAGCGUUGCGAAAUUAACAAAAUACAUAUCUGCUUGCGAAAUAUUUUUUAUGUGAAGUACUGCAUUAAAAUCGCUAAUUUUUAAGUCUUGUAUGGCCUAGUUUGCGUCAUUUAACUAAAGGGACGAAUUGUCGGCAGUAAUAGAGCAUAACAGCGACUGUCUUCACAAAUAAAUGCUUUUUCCCCACAGGAUUUAAGCCUUAUGCACGCGAAAUGAACUUAUGCAGACCUCUUCCUUACAUCGAUCAUAGAUAUAACUUAUUUUCGUAUAUAGCUAUACAAGUGCCAACUUAAUAUAGAAUAUAUACAAUAAACGGAUUAAUACAUUUUAUAUUUGUAUUUAAUUACGUGCUUGGUGAAUAAUUAUGCUCGCACUUCCAGUAAACGAUUAAUAUUCUCAUAGUAUUAAAUAAGAUAAACGCAUUAUUCGUGUCGCAUAGAUCUGCAUUUAUACUCUUCUAAUAACAUAUCAUUAAUAAGUAAACUGCCAGCGAGGAAAAUUUCAAGAGAUUCAAAUAAAUUAUUGUCAUCGUAAAUUAUCAGUGUUUUUAGUGCAAUACUUUACACAUGGACGUAUGAUAGAUAAUAUGUAUAUGUUUAAUAUCGAUCGCGUAAUCCCUUUUUAAUAUUAAAAGCAUAUUAUGAAGAUAUAUAGCCGAAAAACGAAUUAUAUAAGCGAAUCAUUAACACAUUCUCAUUUAUUAUCAAUGGAAAGGCUCAAUUAGCAUCAAAUUGUUCGACUAUCUCUAUAUACUGUAUAAAGUACACUAGAAGUUACACUGUACUAUACCUACGUUUCUUUGAUCUAAUCAAAACGCCGAUUACUAGCAAUAUUUUUUAUAAAAUUCUUAAGAAUGUGAGACAAGUACAUCUCGGAUGUCCUCUAGUAUUUUAUUGUAGAUGUUUGAUUAUUAUAUUUCGUUAUAUAAUUGGAAAGGAAACUAAUAAGAAGAUAAUACUUUUGUGGGAGUAUCUUGUUAAAGAAUGCGUAACUGCGUUGUUACUAAAAAGUGCAAUUUAGUUCAUCGCAGAAAUACAUUUGGUACACGAGUUAUUAUUCCGGCAGCUAUUUGAGUAUGUUACUUUAUAUCAGGAUAAAUUUGCAUGGGUGCGUUUGCUCCUCGAUAUACUGAAACUUUAUUUGAGAGAAGAUACUCGCGGCUCUAUAUAUAUAAACUAUAUUUACGAAAAUUCGACGAGAAUAUAAAUGUCUAAGAAUAUAAAACAAUCAUAUAUCCUUAGGCUUGGGUUUAAUUUUGUUCAUGUUAUGGUCUCUUUUAGAUGCCUUCUUUUUAAUUCUCUAAUAUAUAUUGUAAUACAAAUUUUUAUAAAUAUAUAAUACCACUUAUAUAUUUAUAAAUUUUACACGUAUACAAAUUUCUCUGUAUACGUAUUAUAUAUUAAUAAGCAUUCAUAUUUUUAUCCCUUGCACUCAUAUAUUGACUUUGGGAUAAUCCCCCAUGGGAUUAAGUUUUAACUAAAUUAAUUCUUGUUAACAUAAAUUAUUAGUGACUUAUUAAUUGUGAAUUCAAUAAACAUGGAAGAAAAAGAUUAUAGAUACUUUCGCUUUUGAAAUCAAUCACAAAAUUCAAUUCAGUUUAUAUAUGAGGUGAGUGCUGAGGAUUGAUAAAAGAAUUGUACAGCGUAACAUUUGCUUGAUGAUAAUAUAGUUUGCAGAUUAAUUGGCUCGCUAUUCAGUUCACCCCGACUUUUAGAAAAGAAAACGUCUUAAUGCCAUUCUUUAUUUAUUAACAUACAUUUUCUUUUCUAAUUAUCUGGGUGAUUCGAUUUUUACCAGCAAUAUUUCAAGGUUGGGCUAAAAAGAUAUCUGAAUUAUUUUGUGACGCAUUUAUAUCAAGUCAUAAUAGUAAUUAUACUAUAAAAAAAACAAGGAACAUCACAAAAAUAUUUAUACGAAAGAAUGCUGAUUCAUAUAAUUAAUAAUGACUAAUUCGUUGCACACAGAUGCGAAGUAAAGUCUAAAACGACUAUACGUAAUAAAGAAUAUUACAAAAAAGA